AUGUUGUCUGUAAUUGCAAUAUGUACAAUGGAUAUUGAUUCGAACAAUAAUUUUUUCAAUGGGAGUGACGAAGUUGAAGAAAAAGAUAACAGUCUUUCAUUUAAUGAGUGUGAAGAUGACGAAGUUGAAGAAGAAGAAGUUGAAGAACCUAAGAAGGGAAUGAGACUAGAAGUUAAUGAUGCAGCAGGGAUUGGGUUAGCUAAGAAUUUUCAUUCCAUAGUUGUUGAAGCGGGGGGAUAUGAGGCAUUAAUGUUUGAUGAACGAGAUGCAAGGAAUUAUAUCAACAAUGCUAGAAGGUUGAGACUUGGGGUAGGAGACGCCGAAUCAGUUACACAUUAUUUUUAUAAAAUGCAACAACAAAAUUCAAACUUUUAUUCGGCAAUUAACCUUGAUGAAGAUGGUUGCAUGCACAACUUGUUCUGGGCGGAUGCAAGGAGUAGGGUGGCUUACAAAGCAUUUGGGGAUGUUGUCUCUUUUGACACAACCUAUUUGACAAACAAAUAUGACAUGCCAUUUGCUCCGUUUGUAGGAGUUAAUCACCAUGGACAAUUAAUUUUGUUCGGUUGUGGGUUGUUAAGUAAUGAGAACACGGAGACUUUUGUUUGGCUAUUCAAAGAAUGGUUAAGUUGCAUGUCAGAUGCUCCCCCAAAAACGAUAAUAACUGACCAGUGCAGAGCUAUGCAAAAUGCCAUAGAAAUUGUCUUCCCACAGGCUCGGCAUCGUUGGUGUUUAUGGCAUAUUAUGAAGAAAAUUUCUGAGAAAUUGAGAGGAUAUUCGCAAUAUGAGUCCAUUAAGGUUGCUUUCAGUAAUGCAGUUUAUGAUUCAUUCACAAUAGAUGAAUUUGAGGAAUACUGGGAAGCAAUGAUUGAAAAUUUCAAUUUGAAUGAUAACAAGUGGUUGGGGGUAGAGAAGGAGACAAAAGCAGAUUUUAAGUCUCGUAACAAAUUGUAUGAUUGCUUAACGGUGUAUCGUUUUGAGAAGCAAUUUCGUGCAGCUUACACUAAUUACAAAUUUAAAGAAGUUCAACUAGAAAUGAAGCGUCUAGUGUAUUGUCGUGCAAAUCUUAUAAAAAAUGAGGGACCAAUUUGUACCUAUCAUGUGAGGGAGGCUAUUGUUGUGGGUGAGGGGAUGAAAAAAGUAAAAUUUGUUGUGUACUUUAAUUCAACUAAAUGUGAGCUCCAAUGUAUGUGUCAGUUGUUUGAGUUUAGAGGUAUUAUGUGUGCACAUUCAUUUUCUGUGCUUAUUGAGAGAUCCAUAUAUGAGGUGCCAACUAAAUACAUUGUUUCGAGAUGGAGAAAAGACUUGGAAAGAGGCUACACAUGCAUUCUAACCACAUAUAUUAACUUUGGCUCUUCUUUACAUCCAAAGUUGCAUGAUAACUAUCACAACACGUUGGAUGAGAUCCUAGAUCUUGUUACCAAUGAUGAUGCUAAACACAAAGUGAUUCAACUUGGGUUGAUGAAAAUGAAGGAUGAAGUGAGAACAGUUCAAUCAAGUAGUGCGAGUAAUGUGCCAUGUACUAGUACUUUAUUACCUUCAAGUAGUACUUUACCACCUUCCCAUACUUCACCAAAAAGUCCGCCUCGUAUCAAUACUACAAAAGAAAGCAUGACUCGCAAGGUACGAAGUCCUUUGGUUGCUUGCCGAAGAGGUCGUCCAUGUACGAAACGAAAGGUUAGCAAGGUUGAUGCAAUAGUUAAUUGGUUGAAGGGAAAGAAUAAGAAGGUGCGUCAAGGUGAACCUCGUAAGUUAAGCUUUCCUUGUAUGGGAAGCGUGCAACACACCAUGUAUGAACCGGUGUCGCCAAGUCAACAUUACUAUCGUCCUUCUAUGGAUGCCAUACCAAACCAUUUCCUUGUACCGGCACCAGUUACCAUAAGUGGGGAUGACAUUGGGAGCACAUCUCACCAAGAAGCUGGAAUGGUCAACAAUAUUAGCUGUCAAAGAUCGAUAGUACCGUCAUAUUUUGUUGACUUGAACAUCGACGGGGAUCCGAAUAAAUGGAUGUGUUUUGCUGUGGUGCAACUAGUCCAAUGUAGUGUUGAUGAGCAGUGGCAUUUUGCUGCUGUGAUCCUUCCUAUGCUGUCUGCUGGUAUUUUGAGUUCUUCAACAGGGCUACUGCUGCUACUGAUGGAUUGA
Molecule: messenger RNA, 2139 nt
Organism: Camellia sinensis
Lineage: Eukaryota; Viridiplantae; Streptophyta; Magnoliopsida; Ericales; Theaceae
Source: RefSeq, a predicted model, not a curated record